AUUGCGUUACUCUAGUAGUUUUGUUGUCAGACGUUUCCAAGCCAACGUGACAUAACGCAUUCCACCCAGACGAGACCCCGACACUUGAAGAGCUCAGUAAUAACAACACUGAAGCAUGGCGGAGUUUCGGAGGAGAUUUUCUAUGGUUUAGCGAACUCUUAAGCUGUUUGGAAACUUUAAAGGGGGGAUCGCCUGACCUAUAGAUAUGUUGGUGAUGUUUUUAGAGUGUUUAAGCACGUGUCGAAUUGGAACACGAAUUCGAUUAAGAUAACGAUUCGAAAAUGCCGUGUUCACCGCGACUCGAUUUUACAACACAUCCUCAGUUGGAUUUGUCGAGCACGAAAGAACCAGAAUCUAAUACAUUAACGACUGUAGAAGAGUCUUCGAAUAACAGGAUGUCGGAAUCAGAAGCAUGCUCAAUCGAGGAACACGAAGAUUUGGUCCACGAGCGAGUCGAAUUUCGACACGAAGUCCAAGCGUCCACGCGCAAAGUCUCGUCUAAAAGGAAACCUAUUAGAAAACGAAGAACGGUCACGGCAAAUAUAUCUGCUACAAAAUACGAUAUUGUACGGAAGGCCUGUGUACAUGCUGGGAUGGUUGUGACAAGAGAUGACGACCCUAGUUGCUUUUUCAUUUGGAGUGAUUCCUCUGUAGGAGCUGAGCGGUUUAUUGAGCUUAAACCAUAUCAGAGAAUAAACCAUUUUCCUGGUAUGGGUGAAAUUUGUAGGAAAGACAGUCUUGCAAGAAAUAUUGCAAAGAUGAAGAGAGCACACCCUGAUGAGUACAGCUUUGCCCCACAAACCUGGGUUUUGCCUGCUGAAUAUGCAGCAUUUCAGAUGUAUUGCAGAGAACUGAAGAAGAAAAAGAGGGCCAAGACAUUCAUCAUGAAACCAGCCAAUGGUGCAAUGGGCAAUGGAAUUUCCCUUAUCAGAAAUGGAGACCGCAUUCCAUCACAUGAACAACUUGUCAUCCAAGAAUACAUUGACAGACCGUUUUUGUUGGACGGUUACAAGUUCGACCUACGCGUCUACGUCUUAGUGACGUCCUGUGACCCUCUCCGUAUAUUUGUUUACAAUGAUGGAUUGGUCCGCCUAGGCACAGAGUGCUACGAGCCACCGACAGAAGACAACAUGGAUGAGCUAUUUAUGCACCUGACGAACUACUCCAUUAACAAACACAACGAGAACUUCGAGCGAGACGAGAAUGAUGAUAUGGGCAGUAAAAGGUCCAUCAAGUGGUUAAACGAAUGGCUGCAAUCCAUGGAUUAUGACGUUAACUUUUUAUGGAGAGGCAUAACGGAGGUGAUUGUCAAGACUCUGAUUGUGGCGCAGCCCCACGUGCUUCACUCGUACCGGAUGUGCCGGCCUGGGGCGGCGACCGGAAGUGACAGCGUGUGCUUUGAACUACUUGGUUUCGAUAUUCUGCUGGACAGGAAACUGAAACCGUGGCUUUUAGAGAUAAAUCGCUCGCCCAGUUUCGGGACUGACUCCAAACUCGACCAGGAGGUCAAGGGUGGAGCCUUGAGGGACACGCUUCGACUACUCAACAUCAAACCGAGCGAUCGGCGUAGAGGUAUGGCUGCCGAAAAAGCAGAAUCACAAAGGCGUCUUCUGACGCAGCCUAAACGCAGCGAAUACACAAUGUCGGAACUCGAUAAGAAGAAGAUGAUACUUAACAAAAGACGAAACGAGCUGAAAGAACGCCUUAAUCAGCUGCGACGCGAGUCUGCAAGAGAAGAGUUUGAAAACAUCAACAUGGGUAACUUUCGCAGGGUUUAUCCGCCUGACGAUCGCGCUAAAAAUGAGAAAUACACCGGACUUCUGGCGGAUGCCUUCAAGCUUUUUUUGUCAGGGCGUGCUGCUGCCUUACAAAAGGACGGAAACCAGCCCUUCAGUACUCUUCGGGAAGAAGAAAUCUUGGAUCUUCUAGAACAGUGCGAGGCGGACGAAAACACAGCCCAACCGCUUGGCUAUCGACCACUAAGCAAAGGCCCCAAGCCCUUGUCGUCCAUGCCAAGUUCCAAGUCUCCCGUCACCAAGGACGAAUGUCUCGUCUCAUCAGCCUCAUCGGGAUCAUCAACAGUCCCUCUUCGCCAAGCUUCCACCACAGGACGCCCGCCAUCAGCGCAGAGGUCCGGCCCACCAGCACGGGCACCAGGACAGCGGAUAGUGACUUCAUCAUCCUCCCCACCAAUGAAGUUCAAUCCUGUUGUGGACGCUGCCUUUCUGAAGGCCGCUGUACGCGAACGAGAAGAGGAGCUUUGUAGAAGGACUCUACAAGCGUUCAUUGACAUGCGCAUUAAGUUCCCAGGGAAAACGGACGAGGAGGCGGAAAUGAUCCUUCAAAACAUUUUGGAAAACUGGAAGUUCCACAAACCGCGGGUCGCCUCUUAUUGGCUAGUCAAGCUCGACUCAAUUAAGCGACGCAAAGUUAUCGACAUAGUGCGUACGAACGUGCGCGCAAUCCUCCAACGCGUCUGGCGUUCCUCCGAUGUCGACAGCCUUCGACUUUGUCGUAUUAUAUCGCGAGUCUUCAAUCGGCUUCUUUGGAGUCACGGCCAGGGGCUCUGGAACUGUUUUUCGAAUCUUGGCAACUCAUGGGAGACUAUAUUUAGCAAAAGCACGGAAGUCUUGUCAUCGACGGAAAUGAGCUGCUGUAGGCGCGUGGUGCAGCUAUGUCGCGACUGUCUACUCAUCGUCUAUCAGUUCGCUGCUGAUGCGAAAGCAGCUGGUGCCGCCACAGGGAUGACAAAAGAUGAGGCGGGUGCUAACAGACAGGAUUAUCAAAGGGGACCUGAUUUGUCGUCACAGCACGCACUAUCAGCAAGAAUGUCUCGCAUUCCGAGGACCUCACAAGUUAGGUCUUGAGGGGGGGGGGGGGGGGGGGGAGGUCGACGUGAUGACGAGCUUUCGUGUUUACCAGCCUCUAGAAAGUUAGUUAUAAUGGAGUGGACACAAGCUACAGCAGAUGGGAUAAGCUGGCCCAGUUGUUCUCCUAUUCCCUGUCACGCAUAGAGAAACUGUGCAUUGCGUGACUGAAGUCUCUGGUUGACCACGUGACCACGUCUUUGUAAAAUAGAAUUUCGACUUUGUAAUAUAUCAAGAUGGAGACAAAAGACAUUAAUAGAUAUUAUAUAAAUAUAUUUAUUCAUAUUUUAUUGAUUUUAGACGAAAUUGUUUUAAAUUUAAAACAUUUUUAACAACAUUUGUACUUGUUUUUCGUACCUCUUGUCCUGAACGAAUUUGAAAAUAACAUAUGAAGAAAACGUUGUCGUUUUGGGGGUCUGGUACCGAGGAAUCUAAGUUUGUUUUUAAAUACUUUCUCUAUAGAGUAAAGAUGGUCACAGUCACUUUUUUCUCUUCUGAUUACAAGUCAUAAAGUUUACGAAGCACCUACGAUACAACAACCUUAAAAAUGACAAGAAUCAUGCAGCUUUUCCAAAUAAGGAAUAUAUUAGUUUCCUUAUAUGGAAAGGAACGCGUUUGGUAAAAACGACAAUUUUUGGCUGAAUUUUCUUGAUAUGUCACAAAUAGUAUUACUGAUCGAGACAAAAAAUUCCAUUCCGCGAUAAGUAUUUUAUAAGUAACGUCAUUGACCAUCCCCUACACCUUAAAAACCAUAUGGGAGCCGAAAAUUAAAAAAAAAAAAAACUAAAUUACCUCCCGUCAUGUACUUUAAUGACGGACCAUUUGAUAUUUGACGGGGGGAGUGGCAUUUUCUAUUGUCCAAUUUCUUUUCCCGGACUGUUUUGUUGUUCGAUUUCUUCCCAAAGUAUGUAGCGUUUUUUUCUGCCAAUCUUUGCUUGCUCCAUUUUAAGGGCCUUAGCCUUGCUCUUUUUUUUUAUUUAAGGGGAAAUCAGCCAGUUUCUCCCCUCAACUAUCAAAUGGUCCGUCUGUUACUGAGGCAAAAGUAGCCUCUGGACAAACCCACUCACAACUCUGAACAAAUCUCACUAAAAGUUAAAAGUCGUAGGCUUGUUUAUGAGUUGUACAGUUUGACAAUUCAUGAAUGCUCUUCGCUGAGAUUUUGUCCUGAAAUAAAAGUUUAAACAAA
This is a messenger RNA of Nematostella vectensis (starlet sea anemone), 4053 nucleotides long. Its product is annotated as tubulin polyglutamylase TTLL7. The record is from RefSeq and is a predicted model, not a curated record. NCBI's taxonomy places the organism in Eukaryota, Metazoa, Cnidaria, Anthozoa, Actiniaria, Edwardsiidae. The transcript is spliced from 25 exons. Gene Ontology annotation, cellular component: cilium. Gene Ontology annotation, molecular function: tubulin binding; tubulin-glutamic acid ligase activity. The coding region runs from base 282 to 2867 and encodes 861 amino acids. Gene Ontology annotation, biological process: microtubule cytoskeleton organization; protein polyglutamylation.